AUGGGCAAAAAUGGAUGACAUCACACGUAUAUUCAAGACCGAAUAUAGGACUGACAUCUCAGACUAUGUCCAUCUACACUGGAAGGAUGAUGAUUUCUUUGGCUACCAGUUUCUUAAUGGGGUCAAUCCCAUGAUGAUCAGACGCUGUGACACCCUGCCAGAUAACCUUCCUCUCACUGACAAUAUGGUCUUCCUGCAUGGUCAGUGCAGCUUGGCUGAGGAGAUGAAGAAUGGAAACAUAUUCCUGUGCGACUACAAGAUUUUGGAUGGUAUACAAACAAAUGUCAUCAAUGGGAAGAAGCAAUACCUUAUGGCUCCAGUGGUGCUGUUCCAAAAAACUGAGAACAAAAUGAUGCCAAUUGCUAUUCAGCUGAAGCAAAAACCAGCCGAAGACAACCCAAUCUUCUUUCCUACUGAUUCUAAGUACGACUGGCUGCUGGCAAAGAUCUUUGUGAGAAGCGCAGAUUUCAAUGUGCAUCAGCUCAACACUCACCUGCUACGCACUCACCUGCUAGCUGAGGUGUUUGCUGUGUCGCUGCUGCGGAAUGUGCCCAUGGUGCAUCCACUGUACAAGCUUCUUGUGCCCCACACUCGCUACACUUUGUAUAUCAAUGUGUUGGCCCGACUGAGACUGAUAUCACCUGAUGGGGUUUUCAAUCAAUUUGCUGCUUCUGGUGGAAAAAGCAAAGGAAUGUUUAAAAUCCUGAGGAGAUCUCUGUCCUCAAUGACAUACACCUCCCUCUGUAUACCUGAUGACAUUGCUGAGCGUGGGCUGGAGAACGUCCCCAACUUCUACUACAAGGAUGAUGGCAUUGAAAUUUGGAAGACUAUCCACAGGUUUGUCAAGGGAAUCCUCAGCUUCUACUAUAGGACUAAUUCUGAUGUUGAAAAUGACCCUGAACUGCAGAAGUGGAUCAAAGAAAUCUUUGAGUAUGGGUUCCUUUCGAUGACUAGUACAGGAAUCCCUCAGAAAUUUACCACUGUGGAUGAACUCAUCAAGUUUGUCACCAUGGUGAUCUUCACUGGUUCAGCUCAACAUGCUGCUGUGAACACUGGACAGUAUGACUAUGCUUCCUGGAUGCCAAACACUCCCAUCUCUCUGCAACUUCCUCCACCAACCAAAAAGGGGGUGGCAGAUGAAGACCAAAUGCUGGCAACAUUCCCAGACAUCAACACAACAGUUAAAGGGAUGGACACCCUGUUUUUGCUCAGUCAGCAGUCUACUGACUUUGUCCCUCUUGGCCAAUAUCCUGAGGAACACUUCACUGAGGAUUUUCCCCACAAGAAGAUAGAGGAAUUCCAAAGAGAACUAAAAGCACUGAGUAAUCUCAUCAAUGCCAGAAACAAGACACUGGAAGUACCUUACACAUACUUGGAUCCUAUGAAAGUAGAGAACAGUGUGUCCAUCUGAAUAAUAAAAGAUGGAGCAUCUCAACUUUUCACCAAAUUCAGGUCCAGAAAUAUUAGAGCUAAAAAAGUAAAUAAAAGAAGUUUAAUGACUAUGUAAACUUUGUUCUCUUACUGUUAUACUUUAAAUCUUGUUUGCUGUGUGGUCCUCUAACUAAAAUGUAGAACUGUAAUGUGAAGGCUUUUAGUUUAAUUUUAAUCUUUGAGUGAAAUUAAAAAUAAUUAAAUUUUUUUAAUCAAAGAAAGAUUUAAGCUGUAAUCAAUUAAUUUCACGCACACAAAUCUUAUAAUUUACCCUCAUGUACUUUUUAGAUAUUCAAGCAUUGUGAAUAAACUGUUUAACUGGAUCAAUAAAUUUUCUUGGUAGAAAAGUUUUGUUUUGGGUUUUUUCCUAAACAAAAAGAUAAAUGUAUUUUUUUAACAAAAGCAGUAAUACAGUUAGAAAGUUAUUUUCAUCAAUCAAGCCACAUUCAGAUGCCAACAAUUGAGAUAGCUAAUAGUGGUGUGACCAUAGACCCUGAUUAUGGUAUAAAGAGUGACAGUAAAUUAGAUCAAAUAUUGCUCACCUAUAUGUUUAACAUAUAUUUCAAAAACUAAUUCAGAUUUCAUUCAUUUUACCUUUCCUGUACAUAUAUUCAAUCAGUUGAGAGAAACA
This is a messenger RNA of Fundulus heteroclitus (mummichog), 2062 nucleotides long. Its product is annotated as polyunsaturated fatty acid lipoxygenase ALOX15B-like. The transcript has 10 exons. Gene Ontology annotation, molecular function: oxidoreductase activity, acting on single donors with incorporation of molecular oxygen, incorporation of two atoms of oxygen; metal ion binding. The coding region runs from base 11 to 1411 and encodes 466 amino acids. Gene Ontology annotation, biological process: linoleic acid metabolic process; lipid oxidation. The record is from RefSeq and is a predicted model, not a curated record. Lineage: Eukaryota; Metazoa; Chordata; Actinopteri; Cyprinodontiformes; Fundulidae.